AUGUCUACACACGUCGCAUCGCCAAACAAGCUACCCAGCGACUUCCUUUGGGGGUUUGCUACCGCGAGCUUUCAGAUUGAGGGCUCGACCGACGUUGACGGCCGCGGCAAGUCAAUAUGGGAUGAUUUCUCCAAGCUCCCCGGCAAGACCCUCGACGGUCGGGACGGUGAUGUAGCCACCGACUCUUACCAGCGGUGGAAAGAGGACCUCGACCUGCUCGUCGAAUACGGGGUAAACUCUUACCGAUUUUCCAUUGCGUGGUCGCGCAUUAUUCCGCUCGGAGGUCGCAAUGACCCCAUCAACGAGGCCGGGAUCCAGUUCUAUUCGAAUCUGAUCGACGCCCUCCUCGAGCGCGGGAUUGUUCCGUUCGUGACCUUGUACCACUGGGAUCUUCCGCAAGCACUCUAUGAGCGGUAUGGCGGUUGGCUAAGCAAGGAGAUCGUCGAAGACUAUGUCCACUAUGCGAGAGUCUGUUUCGAGCGUUUCGGAGACCGCGUAAAGUACUGGCUGACCAUGAACGAGCCCUGGUGUAUUUCCAUCCUCGGACAUGGUCGCGGCGUGUUUGCGCCUGGCCGGUCAAGUGAUCGCAUGCGCUCACCGGAGGGCGAUUCUUCGACGGAACCAUGGAUUGCCGGGCACAACGUCAUCCUGUCGCACGCGUACGCGAGCAAGCUGUACCGCGAGGAAUUCAAGGCGACCCAGGGCGGCACCAUCGGGAUCACGCUCAACGGCGACUGGGCUUUGCCGUACGACGACAGCCCUGAAAAUGUCGCCGCCGCGCAACACGCGCUGGAUGUUGCCAUCGGCUGGUUCGCGGACCCCAUCUACCUCGGACAUUAUCCGGCGUAUAUGAAGGAGAUGCUGGGAGACCGUCUGCCCACGUUCACGCCGGAGGAACUCGUCGUGGUGAAGGGCUCGUCCGAGUUCUACGGCAUGAACACGUACACAACGAACCUUUGCAAGGCCGGCGGCGACGACGAGUUCCAGGGCAAAGUGGAGUACACGUUCACCCGACCAGACGGGUCGCAGCUUGGCACGCAGGCCCACUGCGCGUGGCUACAGGACUAUCCCGAGGGCUUCCGCCAGCUCCUGAACUACCUGUGGAAGCGGUACAAGCACCCCAUCUACGUGACCGAGAACGGGUUUGCGGUCAAGGAUGAGAACUCGAUGGCGAUCGAGCAAGCCAUUGCGGACCACGACCGUGUGCAGUACUUCAAGGGCAACACGGAUGCGCUGCUCGCGGCGCGGAACGAGGACGGCGUUGACCUUAGGGCGUACUUUGCGUGGAGUCUCCUCGAUAACUUCGAGUGGGCCGACGGUUAUGUGACGCGGUUCGGGCUCACGUACGUCGACUACGACACGCAGAAACGGUACCCCAAGGAGUCAGGCAAAUUUGUCGCUCAGUGGUUCAAGGAGCACGUUCCGAAGGAAACACUGGCACAGAAGGAGCCGAAACGGCUGGAGCUCCCGCAGGUGAAUGGCAGCUCUCUCUCCGACAGCGCGACGUCUUCGCCGACUAUCGAGUCCAAAAAGAAGACGAAGAAGGCGCCCUUCGCUCGGAUUACGGCGUACAUCUCGACCUUCCUCGGUAUUUGA
Molecule: messenger RNA, 1596 nt
Organism: Trametes versicolor FP-101664 SS1
Lineage: Eukaryota; Fungi; Basidiomycota; Agaricomycetes; Polyporales; Polyporaceae
Product: beta-glucosidase 1B
Exons: 19
Coding region: 1-1596 (531 amino acids)
Biological process (GO): carbohydrate metabolic process
Molecular function (GO): beta-glucosidase activity
Source: RefSeq, a predicted model, not a curated record